UCAUUCAUUAAGAACCUUAAACAGGUGGACUUUCGAUGCAUGACAAACGUUGACAAUUUGAUGUCUUUUGUCUGUCAGAAUAGGAAAUUCUGUUAUAUAAUUAGUCAAUCCCACCAGGACAAUGAAGGCAAUACACAAUUUUAAGCAGUUGCUUCUUGCUAUACUCUACCUGUGUCAACUUGCAGCCUGUCUAAGUGAGACCAAUGUGACGUUGACAGAUGAAGACCUUUGCUUUCUGAAAUUGUGUAGAGCUGGGAGACAGUGUGUAGUUAUAAACAAGGUAGCCACGUGUCAGUGUGUAAGUUACUGCCCUGACCACAUGCACCUGGUCUGUGGAAAUGAUGGACGAACCUAUCAUAACCCCUGUUCUCUCCACCGCACUGCUUGCAUAGAAAAGAGGCACAUUAAAGUCAAAGAAAAAGGACCAUGUAUAGUGAGCAAGAAGGAAAUGGAAAUUAAAAAGCUUAAGAACAGCACUUGGAAACCUUUGAAGUGUAAAGAUGACGCCAGAGUGUACAUGAGAAAGAUUUUCCUAAUGGAACUGAUGCUUAAAAAUGGGAGAGAUGACGUAGUAUCAAAAAAAGCAAAAACCUACUUCAAAUCUGUGGACAACGACAUGAACAUUUACAUAACGUCAGAUGAAAUAUACCAUUACAUCAGACAAAAAAGAAACGACAAAUCAACAGAUAUAUCUAAAAGUUUCCGACAAAAGAUAGCGUGUAUAGAUGCCAUGAUUGAUAAGGUGGAUAAUAACAAAGACUUCAAACUAGACCAAGCGGAGUUCACCGAACUCUUGAAGCCAGAACUGAUUCCUUUUUCAAAAGGUUGUCUCAUGUCUGGAAUUCAUUACUCGGAUGGCGAAUCCAUGCAGAGAGAGUGUAAUACAUGUGUUUGCACAGAUGGGAAAAUGGCCUGUUCGGCUCAUGACUGCUCAAAGAACAAUGAAGGGAAAGAAACUUCGACACCUUCAAAAUAUCAGAAGAACAUUCUGAAAAUGAUAAAAGAAUUGUUGGCGAAGACAACAAAAUGAGGAGUCGUAUAAAAUAUUUUGUGUGGGGGGAUUUCGCAUUUCCGUGAACAUUUAGAAAAAAUCUUUUUUGAUGUUUUUAACAUUUAAAUUUAAUUGCUCAUUAUUUAAGAUAAUGUCUAAAAUUAAAAAAAUUAAUAUUUCUUUUUAGCUAACAUGUCUUUUCAUGUUGAAGAUCUGUUUAGUGACAAGUUAACUGAUGUUAAAAGGAUAAAAUAGGUGUACGUGUUUAAUUUUGCUUGGAUAAUCAUUUUAUGAAUAUGUUCAAUAUAUUGUGUAAAUUGUACAUUGUAUGUUGUAAACUUACAAAUGUAGCUUGCGCUAAAAUAUUAAAUCAAAAUAGUUUGUGGUUGAACGAUGAUUUUGAAGUUUAUUCACUUUUUAUCGGAAAUACAUAUUUUCAAAAACAUAUGUUAACUUUUGUAUU
This is a messenger RNA of Saccostrea cuccullata (small rock oyster), 1454 nucleotides long. RefSeq names its product follistatin-related protein 1-like. The record is from RefSeq and is a predicted model, not a curated record. The coding region runs from base 122 to 1030 and encodes 302 amino acids. The transcript has 10 exons. Gene Ontology annotation, biological process: cell differentiation; multicellular organism development; regulation of BMP signaling pathway. Lineage: Eukaryota; Metazoa; Mollusca; Bivalvia; Ostreida; Ostreidae. Gene Ontology annotation, molecular function: calcium ion binding; protein binding.